Molecule: messenger RNA, 1161 nt
Organism: Alternaria atra
Lineage: Eukaryota; Fungi; Ascomycota; Dothideomycetes; Pleosporales; Pleosporaceae
Exons: 3
Coding region: 1-1161 (386 amino acids)
Molecular function (GO): starch binding
Source: RefSeq, a predicted model, not a curated record
AUGUUCUCCAAGAUUGCAUCUAUUCUCGCCCUUGUGGCCAGCGCUAAUGCGCAUGGCUACCUAUCUUCUCCUAUGAGCCGGACUGGCUUGAAUGCUCAAUCUGGCGCAGAUACAUGCCCGGAGUGCACCAUCCUUGAACCCGUCACAGCAUGGCCAGACCUGGACGCUGCCAAGGUGGGCCGCUCAGGUCCUUGCGGAUACAACGCUCGCGUAUCUGUCGACUAUAACCAGCCUGGUCCUCGCUGGGGUUCGCAACCGGUCAUCACCUACAAGGGCGGAGAUGUGGUUGAUGUACAAUGGUGCCUCGAUGCCAAUGGUGACCAUGGCGGCAUGUUCAGCUACCGCAUCUGCCAGAAUCAAGCUAUCGUCGAUAAGCUCUUAACCCCUGGAUACCUUCCUACUGAGGCAGAGAAGCAAGCAGCUGAAGAUUGCUUCGAGGCCGGCGAGCUGAAGUGCACGGAUGUUCCUGGGCAGACAUGCGGCUACAACUCUGAUUGUCAACAGGGCCAGGCUUGCUGGAGGAACGACUGGUUCACGUGCGGUGGCUUCAAUGAUGGCUCCAAAUGCAGGAGCGUCGACAACGCAGCCCUCAACUCGUGCUAUACUAGUAUCGCAGGCGGUUACACGGUCAGCUCAAAGAUCAAGAUACCCAACUACACAAGCAACCACACGCUUCUUUCGUUCAAGUGGAACUCGUUCCAAACUCCGCAAAUCUAUCUGACGUGUGCCGACAUCAAGAUUACUGGCAGCGGCUCAGGCGGCACCACUCCACCCACUUCGAGCAAAGCUCCAACGACCACCACGAAUCCAACUUCGACGGCAGUACCCAGCGGCUGCGCAACGCCUGUGUCUACUGUAACUGUGACAUUCAACUCGAAGACCACAACGGUUGUCGGUCAGACAAUCAAGAUUGUUGGAUCUAUCACCCAACUUGGCAGCUGGAACACAGCGUCUGCACCUGCACUAUCCGCAAGCCAGUACACCACCUCGAACCCGCUGUGGUCGACAAAGAUCAACCUCCCCGCUGGUACCAGCUUCGAAUACAAGUUCAUCAAGGUCGAAAGCAGUGGUACCGUGACGUACGAGUCAGGUGCUAACCGCGUGUAUACCGUGCCGAAGGGGUGCUCUAGCGCAGUCACUGUUGACAGCACGUGGAAGUAG